This is a messenger RNA of Asterias rubens (European starfish), 799 nucleotides long. Its product is annotated as NADH dehydrogenase [ubiquinone] 1 beta subcomplex subunit 3-like. NCBI's taxonomy places the organism in Eukaryota, Metazoa, Echinodermata, Asteroidea, Forcipulatida, Asteriidae. The record is from RefSeq and is a predicted model, not a curated record. The coding region runs from base 64 to 345 and encodes 93 amino acids. Gene Ontology annotation, biological process: electron transport chain; mitochondrial respiratory chain complex I assembly. The transcript has 2 exons. Gene Ontology annotation, cellular component: mitochondrion.
UGCACGGAACAUAGGAGACGACCGGUGGUAUUGGCCUGGAGCUCAUAUCUUUGACACAAAACUAUGGGGAAAUUACCGUAUGAAAUUCCUGACUGGAAUAAAUGGAAGGUAGAGGAUGUUCCCGAGCUCAAACAAGUUCAGGAUAGGCUUGCAAGGAAGGGUUUGAGAGACCCCUGGCUGAGGAACGAAGUAUGGCGCUAUCAACAUUACAUGCGCGGUGCAUCAUGGACACAGUUGCUGUUCAGAGGGCUAGGAUGGGGUACAGCUGCAUUUGUUGUUGCCGUGGGUGCGGAGAAGCUACUAUGGAAAGAAGACGACCAUGGCCACGGUAGUGAACAUCAUUGAGAGAUCCCAUUACUUCCAAGAUAGAUGGGGGCCUACAUGUACAUUGAUUGAGCAAGCCCACUCGUCUUAAAAGACUAAUUCAGUCAUCGAGACGGUGCAAGAGGUGACGCUCAGCAAGUUUACACGUCUCUGAGAGAGCGGAGCAAAUGACUGAAUUAGACCUUUGGGAUACAGACAAUUCUUGUGUGUGGAAUUCAACAGAGUGAUAUGAUCUAAUACCGAGUUGCCGUAACAGAUUUAGCAGACAGACAAAUUUUUAUGCCUACUUUUUUUCUGCAUGAGGGCACUUUUAGUAGCGAAUUUCCUUACCCGUCACAAUUACUUGUACCUUAUUUUGACUGCCUAAUAAUAAAUAAAUACCAAACCAAACAGGUUUGUUAAUUGUAAAAAUUGGUCCACAGAUCUGCCCUCAUGCAGUUAAACAUACUGUGAAUUGAAAAAUGGACUUUAAAAA